Lagenorhynchus albirostris (white-beaked dolphin) is the source of this 1919-nucleotide messenger RNA. It is a transcript of the gene GALNT9, whose product is annotated as polypeptide N-acetylgalactosaminyltransferase 9. The transcript is spliced from 11 exons. Gene Ontology annotation, cellular component: Golgi apparatus. Lineage: Eukaryota; Metazoa; Chordata; Mammalia; Artiodactyla; Delphinidae. The coding region runs from base 1 to 1815 and encodes 604 amino acids. The record is from RefSeq and is a predicted model, not a curated record.
AUGGCGGUGGCCAGGAAGAUCAAAACUUUGCUGACGGUCAACAUCCUGGUGUUCGUGGGCAUCAUCCUCUUCUCGGUGUACUGCCGCCUGCAGGACCGCUCAGAGGGGCCGGUGCAGAUCGUGCGCAGCGCCGACCGCCGGGUGCGCAGCCGGCACGCCACGGUGGGCGCGCUGGCGGAGCGCGAGGCCAUCCUGCAACGCCUCGACCACCUGGAGGAGGUGGUCUACACCCAGCUGAACGGGCUCGCCAAGCCCAUUGGUCUGGUGGAGGGGCCGGGCGGCCUGGGCCAGGGCGGCAUGGCGGCCACACUGCGUGACGACAGCCAGGAGACAGAGGGCAAGUUCGAGGAAUACGGGUACAACGCACAGCUCAGCGACCGCAUCUCCCUGGACAGGACCAUCCCUGACUACAGGCCCAAAAAGUGCAGACAGAUGACCUACUCGGACGACCUGCCCCAGAUCUCCGUGGUGUUCAUCUUUGUCAAUGAAGCCCUCUCGGUCAUCCUGCGCUCCGUCCACAGCGUGGUCAACCACACGCCCUCCCAGCUCCUCAGGGAGGUCAUCCUGGUGGACGACAACAGCGACAACGUGGAACUCAAGCUCCACCUGGACCAGUACGUCAGCAAGAGGUACCCGGGCCUUGUGAAAAUCGUCCGAAACGGCAGGAGAGAAGGCCUGAUCCGGGCUCGCCUGCAGGGCUGGAAGGUCGCCACGGCCCCUGUCGUGGGCUUCUUCGACGCCCACGUGGAGUUCAGCGUGGGCUGGGCCGAGCCCGCCCUCUCGCGGAUCCGGGAGGACCGCCGGCGCAUCGUCCUGCCGGCCAUCGACAACAUCAAGUACGACACAUUUGAGGUGCAGCAGUACGCCAGCGCUGCCCACGGCUACAACUGGGGCCUCUGGUGCAUGUACAUCAUCCCGCCCCAGGACUGGCUGGACCGUGGUGACGAGGCAGCGCCCAUCAGAACCCCAGCCAUGAUCGGCUGCUCCUUCGUGGUGGACCGGGAGUACUUCGGGGACAUCGGCCUGCUGGACCCGGGCAUGGAGGUGUACGGUGGGGAGAACAUCGAGCUGGGCAUGAGGGUGUGGCAGUGCGGCGGCAGCAUGGAGGUUCUGCCCUGCUCCCGCGUGGCCCACAUCGAGCGUACCAAGAAGCCCUACAACAACGACAUUGACUACUACGCAAAGCGCAACGCCCUGCGGGCGGCCGAGGUGUGGAUGGACAGCUUCAAGUCCCACGUGUACAUGGCCUGGAACAUCCCCAUGAGCAACCCCGGUGUGGACUUUGGGGACGUGUCCGAGCGGCUGGCCCUGCGCCGGAGGCUGAAGUGCCGCAGCUUCAAGUGGUACCUGGACAACGUGUACCCGGAGAUGAGGACCUACAACGACACGCUCACGUACGGAGAGGUGAGAAACAGCAAAGCCAGCGGCUACUGCUUGGACCAGGGGGCAGAAGACGAUGACCGUGCCAUCCUGUACCCCUGCCACGGGAUGUCCUCCCAGCUGGUGCGGUACAGCGCCGAGGGCCUGCUGCAGCUGGGCCCCCUGGGCUCCACCGCCUUCCUGCCCGACUCCAAGUGCCUGGUGGAUGACGGCAGGGGCCGCACGCCCGCCCUGAGGAAGUGUGAGGACGUGGCCCGGCCAGCGCAGCGGCUGUGGGACUUCACCCAGGGCGGUCCCAUCGUGAGCAGAGACACAGGCCGGUGCCUGGAGGUGGAGAUGUCCAAGGACGCCAACUUUGGGCUCCGGCUGGUGGUGCAGAGGUGCUCGGGGCAGAAGUGGACCAUCAGAAACUGGAUCAAGCCAGGGCGGCACUGACCCCCAGGCUCACCCUGUGCCCCCGCCCCAGCGCAGACCCCGAGGACCUGGGGCAGGCGUGGGGCCCCUCCCACUCAGCCCACCACUGGAACCCAGAGGGCCCU